GUGUGUGUGUGUGUGUGUGAGAGAGUGUGUGUGAGUGUGUGAGACUCUACCGGUGUGUGAGCUUUAGUCUUACAGGUGUUUCUGUACAGUGUGUGUGUGUAGUGUGUGUUUGUAGUGUGUGUGUAGUGAAGAUGCCCGUGCAGUUCGCGCUGUGUCCCGGCCGCAUGAUCGGAGCGGAUCAUCCGUGUUUUAUCAUCGCGGAGAUCGGACAGAAUCACCAGGGGGACAUCGAGAUCGCCAAGAAGAUGAUCAGGAUGGCCAAAGAGUGCGGUGCGGAUUGUGCGAAGUUCCAGAAGAGUGAGCUGGAGUACAAGUUCAAUAAACACGCACUGGAGAGACCGUACACCUCCAAACACUCCUGGGGGAAAACGUACGGAGAGCACAAGCGGCACCUGGAGUUCACACACGAGCAGUACAGGGAGCUGCAGCGCUACGCUCAGGACGUCGGGAUCUACUUCACCGCCUCGGGCAUGGACGAGAUGGCUGUGGAAUUUCUUCAUGAACUCGACGUGCCUUUCUUCAAAGUCGGCUCCGGAGACACCAACAACUUCCCGUACCUGGAGAAAACAGCUCAGAAAGGUCGUCCGAUGGUGGUCUCCAGCGGGAUGCAGUCUAUGGAGACGAUGAGGCGUGUGUAUCAGACAGUGAAGAAACACAAUGAGAAUUUCUGUAUUCUCCAGUGUACCAGCGCCUAUCCUCUCGAACCCGAGCACGUCAACCUGCGUGUCAUCACGGAAUACCAGAAAGAGUUCCCGGACAUCCCGAUUGGUUACUCGGGUCAUGAGACGGGCAUCAGCGUGACUGUGGCGGCCGUGGCCCUGGGGGCGAAGGUGGUGGAGCGUCAUGUGACCCUGGAUAAGACCUGGAAAGGAAGUGACCACUCUGCCUCGCUCGACCCCUCUGAACUCGCCGAGUUGGUACGAUCCAUCCGAAUCGUGGAGCGGGCGCUAGGCAGUGGUGCAAAACAUAUGCUGCCCUGUGAGGUGCCUUGCCAUGACAAACUGGGUAAGUCUUUAGUGGCGAAGGUGGCGAUCCCUAAAGGAACCGAGCUGACCCUCGACAUGCUGGCGGUGAAGGUGGCCGAGCCAAAGGGCAUCGCACCGGAGGACAUUUUCGAGCUGGUGGGAAAGAAAACGCUGAAGGACAUCGGCGAGGACGAGAGCGUCACCGAGGAUGCGGUGGAGAACCACGGCAAACGAGCUAAAGUGUAAAGCACCUCGAACUGUCCUGUGUGACGCUGAUGGCCUUCAGCCAUAUGAGGAUCGCCGCAGUGCUGCCAGCAGGGGGAGCUGCAGAAUACCGCUUGAUAGUGUCACUGAAUAAAGAAUAAAAUCCAAAGCA
This is a messenger RNA of Clarias gariepinus (North African catfish), 1341 nucleotides long. RefSeq names its product N-acetylneuraminic acid synthase a (gene nansa). The record is from RefSeq and is a predicted model, not a curated record. Gene Ontology annotation, biological process: carbohydrate biosynthetic process. The transcript has 6 exons. Gene Ontology annotation, molecular function: N-acylneuraminate-9-phosphate synthase activity. Bases 132 to 1211 code for a protein of 359 amino acids. NCBI's taxonomy places the organism in Eukaryota, Metazoa, Chordata, Actinopteri, Siluriformes, Clariidae.